UUUUUCAAGGCCAUCGUGAUGGAACCUCUCGUGGAAAACCUCAAGAAACAACUCACAUGUUCAAUUUGUCUCGAGACCUACACAGACCCGAAAAUAAUAUCGUGCUUACACACUUUUUGCUGCAAGUGUUUAGAGAAACAUGCCAGAAAAAACCACAGACAAGGCAAAUUCAGAUGCCCUGAAUGUCAGGCAGAAAUCGAUUUACCAGAAGGCAAUCACUUUGACCGUUUGCAAACCAGCUUCAUCCAUAAUAGUUUGUUAGGUCUCCUUGAAACGGAAGAUCGCGAGGCAUUGCUGAAGCCGCCAUUUUGCUCGCAACACAAGAACGAAAGACUGCGAUAUUUCUGCUCUACCUGCGAAGCGUGUAUUUGUCCUGUUUGCUUAGCCGAAAACCACCGACGCCAUAAAUUCGACGUUAUUGAAAAGGUAGCGGAGGAGGAUACGAAAUUCAUCAUGUCGAAUGUCCAGACCAUCAAGGAAAAGGAAAACUUGUUACAAGAAGAGAUAAGGAAAUUUAAGAAAACCUCUAAGGAUGUAGAAAUGAUUAUCGCGAUUGCUAAACAAGAAGUGUCUAAGGCAGCUCAACACGUGAUCACAAAGACGCAACAGCAAGAAAAACAGCUCUUAGAGUCCUUAGAAAUGACGCGUAGAAAGAAAAUAGAGCAAAUUAACCCGGCUAAACAAGAACUGGAAUCGCUGGUAAAACAAAUACACCAAGCGGCUCAGUUUGCGGAAAAUCUCGUGCAAAGAGGCCCAGGCUGGGAUAUUAUAAAGACCAAGACAACUUUGAAGCACAAAUUUCAAGAGCUUUGUGGAGUUGAGAUUUCAAGGCAACAUCCAACAACAUUUGUCAAAUUUACCGCGGCAUCGCAACAAGACUUGAAACUGGGUUUUAUUCAACUCACCGAGAAACCGGCAAAAGCAGCUACAUCAACUGUAGAAGGACUGGAUCAAACUUUCCAGGCUGGUGUAGAGGCAGAAUUUACGUUAUGUCCAAAAACUGCAGAGGGAGAGAUUUGUAACCAGGCCGAUCUUAACGAUCAAGUUGAAUUGCUGAUAAAACCCACCAAAGAUGUCACAAACGUGAGCGUUGAAGAAAAAGGGGAAGGCAAUCUUAGGCUGAAGUUUACACCUGAAGUGCCUGGCGCCUACGACGUUGAAGUGAAGAUUAAUGGCGAAAAUCUUCCGACCUCUCCGUUCACUAUACCAGUGGAAGAACAUCAACUUGUUGUAGUCGGUGAAUUAGACUUGAAGUUCAACCAAGGGCAAGGGUUCAAGGGACCAAUUGGAAUCGCCAUAAAUAAGCAAGGCGACAUAGCUGUUGCAGAUUAUGAUGGACACUGUGUUUUUGUAUUCAAUAAAGAAGGGAAAUGUUUGGAACAAUUUGGAGAGAAAGGAAAACAUCCUGGACAAUUCACAAAUCCAGUUGAUGUAACAUUUUUAAACGACAAAGAAAUUCUUAUUGCAGAUCAAUUCAAUAAUAGAAUACAGCACAUAAAUAUCCAGACAGAAGUUGUUGUAAAAACCUUUGGAAAAAAAGGUGAGGGAAAAGGAGACUUUGAAACCCCACUUAGUGUUUGUGUUGACGAUACAGAACGUAUUGUUGUCACUGAAUACGAUAACAACAGAGUUCAAGUAAUGUCAAAAGAGGGCGAAGCUCUAUUCACAAUAGGAGACAGUGGUCCAGAGAAACUCAGCACACCAUACAGCUGCAUUCCUUACAAAAACAUUUUCCUGGUAACUGAAAGAGACAAUCACGUCAUAAAAGCAUUUGAUGCGUCAAACACUUUUCUAUACAAGUUUGGCAAAAAAGGGAAUCAAGAAGGACAGUUCAACUCACCCCGUGGCAUGUGUUUAGACGGCUCCAAAAACCUUCUUGUUUGUGACUCAGACAAUAACAGAGUUCAGCGAUUUUCUUUGGACGGUCGCUUUCGCGGCAAAACUACCGUUCCUUUACAAAGUCCACUGCACAUUGUAACAGCGCCAGAUGGACGUAUACUAGUCACAAGCCUUAAAGCUAAGAAAAUAUACAUACUGAAGUGAAUGUGAUACUAUUCUACGAAUCAUUCAAAUGCUGAAUGCCAGAGAAAAUUAAAAUCGAAUUAUUUUUAU
This is a messenger RNA of Pocillopora damicornis (cauliflower coral), 2112 nucleotides long. Its product is annotated as E3 ubiquitin-protein ligase TRIM45. Gene Ontology annotation, molecular function: protein binding; zinc ion binding; ubiquitin protein ligase activity. Gene Ontology annotation, biological process: proteasome-mediated ubiquitin-dependent protein catabolic process; protein polyubiquitination. The record is from RefSeq and is a predicted model, not a curated record. NCBI's taxonomy places the organism in Eukaryota, Metazoa, Cnidaria, Anthozoa, Scleractinia, Pocilloporidae.